Molecule: messenger RNA, 3797 nt
Organism: Linum trigynum
Lineage: Eukaryota; Viridiplantae; Streptophyta; Magnoliopsida; Malpighiales; Linaceae
Source: the annotation of a GenBank genome assembly
AUAUAUAUCUGUGCUUACACAUAUUAUAUGUAUUUUUCAUAAAUUAAAAUUGUCGGUAAUUAUUUUUUAUGAAAGUGAUUUUAGGGUUUGGGUUUAGAAUAUUAUGGAGUGGGAUUCACUCGUUAGAGAUUAAGGUAUAAUAAUAUACCUCGAACUCCAAUGAAUUCAUGGUCUAAAUAACAAAGCUGACUAGACAUGUGGUAAAAAUAGAUACUGAUUUUUAUCAUAUCCAGUAGGUGCCGAAAACAGUGUGGUCCAGACUAGACCAUACCAUAUAUACGAUUUGUUGGUCAGACCGAUAUGUUAGAGCACAGACCAUGGACCAUAUAUUAUACGGUCCAAACCAGACCACGCCUAUACGGUGCGGUCCGAUACCGUCUGGAUCAAACAAACCAUGUUUAGUAAAACUUCACUCUUCUCCAAUCCUCUUCGAUGCCCAUAAAUAUAAAAGGUUUAGUGCAAAAUAUACUAGUGAAACAAAAAAUUAGUGAUGUAAUUAACCCACGAAGAAAUAUGGGGAGAGAGUGUACUUUUUUCGAUUUCUUACUCCUACUCCUAUCUCUACUACUCAAUCCACUAUUCACUUAAAAUAAAAACACAACAAAUAACUUCUCUCCCUCUUCGAGGUGGUCUAAAAGGUUCUGCACUCAAUCCCCACCAUGAAGAAGUCGAGAUAAUUUUGAACCACUAGGUCAGCUGCUUCGCUCGACAGAAUCUCUUAUUUCACUCGGAUAAAUAAAUUUGUUCUGCAUUUCUAUAUAAUCGACUCCGGAUUCUAGACAUGGAUAGUUGAGAUGAUUUUUCCAUCUAUUCUUGUUUUUGUGUGGUUUUUUUAUUAGGAGAUAGCACAAUAGAGAUCACUUGAGCAGUCUGUUGGUUUCCAGUUGGAUGAAGAAUCAAUAAAUUUGUUGUACUUAUGCAUAAAAUAAAAGGUUUAAUGCCAAAUAUACUAGUGAAACAAAAAUUUAGUGAUGCAAUUAACUCACGAAGAAAUAUGUGGAGAGAAGUGUACUUUUUUCGAUUUCUUACUCCUAUUCCAAUCUCCACUACUCUAUCCACUAUUCACAUAAAAUAAAAACAUAACAAAUAACUUUGUCUCCCUCUUCCUCUUUGUGUUAUCGCUUCUCUCCAUCUUCCAUGUGGUCUAAAAGGUUCUCGCACUCAAUCCCCACCACGAAGAAGUCGAGAUCAUUUUGAACCACUAGGUUGGCCGCUUCGCUAGACAAAAUUUCUCUUAUUUCACUUAGGUAAAUAAAUUUGUUCUGCAUUUCUAUAUAAUCGACUCCAGAUUCUAGACAUAGACAGUUGAGAUGAUUUUCCCAUAUAUUCUUGUUUUUGUGUGGUUCUUUUAUGAGGAGAUAACCAUGGUUCAGGAAACCGUAACCGAAGUCAUACCAGACUCGUCUGUGGUAGGAUAGUUUGUGGUACAAUUGUGGUUCAACCGUUUUGUACCGGUAAAAUACAAUAUUUGUAAUUAAAAAAUAUAUUUUUAUUAAAAAACCGUACCGACAGAUUCAGGAUACCGUUUCAGAGUAAUACUGAAAUAUACCAGAUACCAAACCUGAAUUAACUAAAUAUGCAUAGGUAAUAUAACAAUCAACAAAGUGCAACAUUACUGAAUAAACUACAUAUUGUUCAAAUGCACGUUUAGGAUCGAGUACAAAACAACCAAACAACAUUCUCAACAUAUAUUUCUAUCAUUGCCUGCCACACUUCCUUACCUAAUUUGACUUUUGAGGAUGAUUAAUUGUCGCUGGGUUUGGGAUGGAAUCGAGCUUGGCCUAUGUCUCUAUGAUGCGGCGUUUUUGAGCAGGGGAGGGAGACUCGAGCAGGGAUCGAUGCGACUGAGGAUAAGAGAAGAGGAGCGGCAAAGUGGAGCAGGGAUCAGCUCGACCUUUCGUCGGUCGCGGGUCGCCAGAGAAGAAGGGAAGAGGAACGACGGAGCGACGGAGCAGGGAUGUAGCUGCUGUCAUCAACUUGAUGGACUAGCUAGGUACUUGAUUGAACCAUUAACAUUUUCCAUUUUCCCUACUAAUGCUUGCUGCUGAGUUUUGUGUUAAAAUAGUGAACAUACCUUGACUAUGUCAUACUGUAUAUUCUUGUACAUUAGUCAAUAGUUUAUGAAUUAGUGGUGAAUGAUGUUCUGUUGGUCUGCUGGUAGGAUGAUGUGUUGCUGCCUGCUGGUCUGCUGAUGAUGGCAAAGGUCUGCUGGUCUGCUGAUGAUGACAAAGGCCUGCUGGUGUGUUGCUGCCUGCGGGUGUGCUGAUGAAGAUGGAUUUUGAUAGCUCGGAUUUCAGACUAUUUUUAUCUGCGUUAAACAUAGUUGCCUAGAGUACUACUAUCUCGGCUUUUGAACUACCAGACUUGCAUUUGUGGUUAUGUUUUGAGCUUUGUUAGCUCGGCUUUCUGUUCUUGUUAGCUGAGAUUUUGAUACAGUUAUUCUGGGUUUAUCAUGGUUAUAUUUCUGGAUUUUAGACAAGUUGAGGGUUUGUAAGUUCGUGGUUACAGUUAUGCAUUGUUAGCUCGGCUUUAUUUCAUUGUUAGCUUAAUACAGUGAUGUAUAAUUAGAUAGUUUCAUGUCAUAAAUGUUUUGGUUAAGGGAAUGGUUUAUAUGUUGGCGGGCAGCCCGUGACCCGUGGAUUCACCGAAAUCCGGAUGGGCUUGGGCUUGGUCCAGAUUCUGUGCCCAUUUGGCUUAGUGGGGCGGUGAUGGGUAAACCCGCGGGCAUAAAUGGCGGGUAGUGGAUAUAGGGUAUCCGCACCGUAUCCGACCCAUUGCCAUCCCUACAAUUAAAUCGCCAAUAUUAAAAAAAAAUUAUAAUAGAAUACCAAUUUCUUGACAUGCCAUAUAAUAUAGGAAUAGUUUGAGGAAAAUUGUGACAUACAAAAACAAGACAUGCCCGGAUUGAUUAAUAAGAAAAUCGCAUUUGUUCAUUAAUGAUCAUGUUUGAGUUUGAGUUUGAAUUUUAUCAAAAUUCACUAAAAAUAUUUUCAGUUCAAAUUUCACCCUAUCUAAUCGGGUUAAAACAAGCAUCUAAACUUCAAAUAUAUUGAAGGAACUGCAUCACUAGGAUCAGUUAACGCCAGACAUAUUGGGAAAGAAUAUAAGACCAUGUGCAUUUUCAUUCUAUAACAGAUUCUUGGGUUGAAAGCUGAGAAGCUAAUUAAGUAUUUAUUCGCCAACCAAACAAACGAACUUCGAGAGCUCCUCCUUGUCCCGACCCACUCUACUCACAUUGAAUGGAAACAGAGCAAUCCACCCUAAGAAACAAAAACAGAGUACUCUGCCCCCGCCACAACCACAACCACCGCCAUCGCUGUCUCUCCAACUACCACAACUCUUUCUGGCACCAUACGAAAAUGCUAUUAAUUGUUGUAUUUGUGGAUGUUACUUGGCAUCUUAGAGAUUAAACGUCAUAAUAUCUAAUACAUUUUGGAUUCCAACCAAAGCGUCAUCAUCGAUACAGAACAAAAAAGAAUAGUUUGGGAACAUACCUUAAUCCGAUCCAACUUCAGGGAGGGAGAUCGAGAAAGGAGGUUCUACUUCUUCUUCUUUUUUCGGAGUAGAUCUAUGGAAGCUUGAAGGGUUUGGCUUUUGCUAAUGUAUAUGUAUAUAUAGGCAGACAUCACUUUGCGAGUAUGGAGAAAGAUGGCAUAUUGAGGUGGUGCUGAGGUGGGAGCAUUAUCUAGUAAGAACAUAGGAUGAUGGGUCGUGUUUGGUUUCUCGUUCUGCCAGAGUUUAGUUGGUCUCUUAUCUUUUAUCUCUAUAGUUGUAGACAAUGAAUUUGUUAAUAUCCA